AUGAGCUGUGCUGUCAGGCAGGUCAUCACCACCUGUGCCCAGGGCAGGGGCAGCACGGGCAGCAACGCAGCCAGCACGGGCAGGAGGGUCUCCUCCGCCUCCUCGGGGAGACACGCUGCCUACGACCUGGGUGCUGUGGGGGGCAGCUUUUCCGGUGGCAGCCUGAGCGAGGGAUUUCUCGGGAAGCAGCUGAGCGCCGGCAGCGCGGCCGGCGGGAGCUUCGGAGCCACCCAGAGGGCUUGUUCCGCCCUGGGCUUCAGCGGUGGAGGCAUCUGCGCCCGAGGGGCUGGGGGCUUCCCCAGGGCCGGUGCUGGCUGCGGGGAUGGGAUCCUGUUCGCCAACAACGAGAAGGCCACGAUGCAGAACCUCAACGACCGCCUGGCCUCCUACCUGGACAAGGUGCGGCUCCUGGAGGGGGACAACGCCGACCUGGAGUGCAAGAUCAGGGAGUGGUACGCCAAGGUGGGGCCCAGCUGCGAGCCACGGGACUACAGCUGCUACCACAAGGAAAUCGAAGACCUUCAGAACCAGAUCCUGUGUGCAGCCAUGGAGACUAACAAAAUCCUUCUGAACAUUGAUAACAACAGGAUGACUGCUGAUGACUUCAGAGUGAAGUACGAGACCGAGUGCGGUCUCCGGCAGAACGUGGACGCCGACAUCUGCAACCUCCGGCCCGUCCUGGACCAGCUGGCCAGCUGCAAGACCGACCUGCAGCUGCAGUGCGAGGCUCUUACGGAGGAGAUGUGCUGCCUCAGGACCAACCACGAGGAGGAAAUGAGCUGUCUGAGGAAACAGGCGACCGGGGAUGUGAGCGUGGAGGUCAAUGCCUGCCCCGGCCCAGACCUCAGGAAGAUCCUGGAGGAUCUGCGGUGCCAGUACGAGACGCUGAUGGAGCGCAACCGCAAGGAGACGGAGCAGUGGUACGCCUGCAAGAUGGAGGAGGUGAAUCUGGAGGUCGUCACAAGCAGCCAGGAGAUCGAGUCAAGCAACAAGCAGGUGACGGAGCUGAGGCGGCAGCUGCAGGCCCUGGAAAUCAACGUGCAAGCCCAGCUCACCAUGAAAGAAAACCUGGAAUCCUCGCUGACGGAGACCGAGUGUCGCUACAACAAAUACCUGGCUGAGCUGCAGAGCCAGAUCUCCUGCGUGGAGCAGCGGCUGGCGGAGAUCCGAGCGGAAAUGGAGUGCCAGAACCAGGAGUACAAGACCCUCCUGGACGUCAAGUGCCGCCUGGAGCAGGAGAUCCAGACCUACCACUGCCUGCUGGAGGGCGGCCAGCACGACAUCAUAGGGUCAGCAGGAAGAGGAGUCGCUGCCACAUCAGCUGGGAGGAGCGGGGGGCUGAAAACCACUCUGUGCCAGCCCUGCCUGCCCUGAGCCCGGCACGGGCGAGGGUCUGCCAGGUCACUGCAGACCAGGGAGUCCCUCAACCCCACUGCAUGUCCCCGAGGAGCUCUGAAGAACAAGUCAUGUGGAAGAACAAGGCAAGAAUAACCUGGGUGUUCUCAGCUGUGCUCCAGCAGCAGCCGGAGGGACUCCACAGGAGCUGCUCCAAUCCCAGCACUGCCCCUCACUCGGGCUCCCCAGGGCUGUGCUGGUUGUCUGGCAGCGACCAAGGCUCGUCUCCAAUAAAACUUUGCUCCCACUGACACAGCCUUGAAACUGAGAGAUAAUUUCUGCAAGUAAACUGACAUACAAGUACUUAAAAAAUAGUUAUUGAGAUUGGUUAGAAUCCACCCUCGCUCUCCAUCCUCACAGCCGUCACUACAGCAGGGAAAGAGGAAAACAAACCAUGUCCCCAUCAGUGCUCCUGCUGAGCUCUGAGUCUGAGGAUGGGGAUGGAGGGCGAAAGAGAGGGACCAGCUGGUGCUGUGGAAAGGGAUGUUUGCUACCAGAGGAGGAAGCAUUUACUAAGACAUGAAGUUAGAAGGUGAUGUGGAAAGAAACAUCCAGGGAGGCUGGGCAGAGGGCAGGGAGGGACUCUCAGGGCUGUCUGUCUUCUACUGAAAGACCUCUGAGAGAAAAAGGAGUCUUCAUUAAAGUAGGUGUGUGCUAGUAUAAUAAAAUAUAAUAUCACAUAAUAUAAUGUAGCACACAACACCUAAGAGUUAUUACCGAUGUGCACGAACAGGAUAAAAUCAAGAACAACAAGUUUUCCCAAAUAAUUGGAGCAGGAAUUUUGAAAAGCAGGAAUUUUGAAAGCCUGGCUCUGCUGGACUGUCCACGCCCUUCUGGUGGAGGCAAACAAUUCCCAGAGAAAACACUAAACAAAGAGCCUCCAAAUGGAUUUGUUAAAAAAGGCAAACAGGAAGAACCAGCUGGCAACAUGUGGGAAGAUAAAAGGGUGAGACAAAUUAAUACGUGGGAGAGGAUUUUUUUAAAAGUGAGACACAAUAAACA
Messenger RNA from Myiozetetes cayanensis, 2397 nucleotides. RefSeq names its product keratin, type I cytoskeletal 19-like. The record is from RefSeq and is a predicted model, not a curated record. The transcript is spliced from 8 exons. Lineage: Eukaryota; Metazoa; Chordata; Aves; Passeriformes; Tyrannidae. Bases 1 to 1374 code for a protein of 457 amino acids. Gene Ontology annotation, molecular function: structural molecule activity.